AUGGCUUCUCGUGACGUAUACAUUUCUGCUGUGAGCCGUACUCCUAUUGGAGGCUUCAACGGUUCCUUGGCUUCUCUUCAAGCAACUAAGCUUGGCUCCAUCGCUAUUGAAUCUGCCAUGAAGAAAUCGACUGUCCCUGUGGAAGCCGUUGAAGAAGUCGUUUUUGGUUGCGUUUUACCUGCUAAUCUCGGCCAAAACCCUGCUCGUGUUGCUGCUCUUGGUGCUGGUCUUCAUGACACCACCAUUGCUACCACUGUCAAUAAGGUGUGUGCUUCUGCUAUGAAAGCUGUCAUUAUCGGUGCUCAAACAAUCAUGCUUGGGCAAGCAGAUGUCGUUAUUGCUGGUGGUAUGGAGUCCAUGUCAAAUACACCUUACUAUCUCCCCAAGCAACGUUUUGGCUCCGUCUAUGGUAACACUGAAGUCGUUGACGGUGUUGUCAAAGAUGGUUUGUAUGACAUUUACAACGACUACUUGAUGGGUGUUGCUGCUGAAGAAUGUGCUACUGAAUAUGGCAUCACGCGUGAGCAACAGGACGACUUUGCUAUUGAAUCUUACAAGCGAGCUCAAGCUGCUCAUGCUGCUGGUCUUUACAAGGAUGAGAUCGUGCCUGUCGUUGUCAGUGGUGGACGUGGUAAACCUGAUCGUGUCAUUGAACAAGAUGAUGAGAUGCUUAAACUGAACGAGGAUAAGUUGCGUGCUGUUCGCCCUGCUUUUGCUGGCAAGGAGGGUACCGUCACUGCUCCCAACUCUUCUCCGUUGAGUGAUGGUGCUACUGCCAUUGUGCUUUGUUCCAAAGAGGCUGCUGACAGGUACGGUUUAACCUUGUUGGCCAAGAUCAAGGGCUGGGGUGAUGCGGCUCAAGCACCCGCCCGCUUCACCACCUCUCCUGCCUUGGCCUUGCCCAAGGCCAUCAAACAUGCCGGCUUGAAGCCCGAGGAUAUUGAGUACCAUGAAAUCAAUGAAGCCUUCUCUGUUGUUGCUUGUGCCAACUCCAAGAUUUUGAAACUGAAUAAGGAGCAUGUCAAUAUUUGGGGCGGUGCUGUUGCUAUGGGUCAUCCCUUGGGUUGUUCUGGUGCUAGAAUCAUUGCUACAUUGACCUCUGUGUUGAAGCACAAGAAGGCUAAAUAUGGUGCUGCUGCUAUUUGUAAUGGUGGAGGAGGAGCAUCCGCUAUUGUCAUUGAGCGUGUAUAG
Molecule: messenger RNA, 1191 nt
Organism: Mucor velutinosus
Lineage: Eukaryota; Fungi; Mucoromycota; Mucoromycetes; Mucorales; Mucoraceae
Product: Importin subunit alpha
Exons: 4
Coding region: 1-1191 (396 amino acids)
Biological process (GO): ergosterol biosynthetic process; fatty acid beta-oxidation
Cellular component (GO): mitochondrion
Molecular function (GO): acetyl-CoA C-acetyltransferase activity
Source: RefSeq, a predicted model, not a curated record